AUGAACGCGUCUAAAGACGAAAAAACCGGAGGAGACUUUGUUCACGUGGAAAGUGAUUACAUACGGCGUGUUCUCGGUGAGCCCUUGCAUCAUGGUCUUUGUGCAUUGUUGCUCUAUAAACCGUUGGAUCCGAUUGAUUUUUUGGCCAACUAUCUUCGAUACUGGGUGAAACAUGUGCGUAACUAUCGCCGACAAAAAAUUGCAGAAGAACAGAUCGAUUUGCUGAUUGCCGCACAAAUUCCGUGGAAUGUUGGUGUGAUCGCAGAACAAGCGCGUCGUAUGGAACAAGAAGCUCUGGAGACAGCGCGACGCAUUACGGAGGAAGAAGCGCGUAAAGCAGCCAUUGAACGUGCUCGAAUCAAAGCGGCCGUCGAUUGGACCACGCGCAAAGCAAGCGAUCAAAUCCGGACAGAAACUGCAUCCAUCGUGUUAACUGAGACCGAAGAGAAGGCGGAAAAUUUGGCAGUCAAAAAAGCCGAGGCUGCAGAGAAAGCACGCCGUAAAGCGGAAGAAAUGGCUCGCCGAAAAGCCAUGGAAGAGGAAGAAGCCAUGGCUGAACAGGAAGGAGACGAAGAUAUGGAGGAAGAGGAGGAAGAUUGA
Messenger RNA from Echinostoma caproni, 600 nucleotides. NCBI's taxonomy places the organism in Eukaryota, Metazoa, Platyhelminthes, Trematoda, Plagiorchiida, Echinostomatidae. The record is from the annotation of a GenBank genome assembly.